AUGCAGCGUCGAGGCUUGCGGGACGGGGCGGAGGCCCUGCGGAGCCCGCGGCCCCUCGUGGUGCUGCACGUGUGCUGCUUCCUGUGGGCUCUUUUUUCCCUCUGCCAGAAUGUGGGGCUGCCUAAUUCAGCACGCAGGGAUAGCGAUGACACCUACGGUGGACGUUGGAAAUACCUGACCUUCAUCAACCAGAUUCUGCAAACUUUAUUGUUUGGAAUAUGUGUCAUAAUUGAUUUUAUACUUAUAUUCACGACUGCCAGAAAGAGGAGUGUAUCAUCCAGAUUGUUACCUGUGAAAGACUUCAUCUUCUCGGUGCUAGUAUUCCCUGUUGGUUUAUUUGUUGCUGUUAUGUUUUGGACUCUAUAUGCAUAUAACAGAGAACUUAUAUAUCCUGAGGAGCUGGAUGAGGUUAAUUCAAGUUGGCUUAAUCAUACUAUGCAUACAACCAUACUGCCAUUACUUUUUGUAGAGCUGAUAGCAUGUCCACAUAAAUAUCCUGGUAAACUGAAUGGAGUAAUAGGAGUUAGCAUCUUUGGUUCUUCAUAUCUUAUAUGGAUGCUGUGGGUAAAUUACGCCUCAGGCAUUUGGGUGUACCCAAUUUUAGAAGCCCUAGACAUAGCUGGAAGGAUGUUGCUUUUUGUCACUUCCUACCUUGAGCUGUUAGCGUUUUAUUUCCUUGGUGAGAAGCUUACAGCUUUAUUAUGGGGUGAUACUCAAAAACAUAAGAAGCAAGCAUAGAGAGAAAAAAAAAAGAAAUUGAAAGUGAUUAAAAAGUA
Molecule: messenger RNA, 776 nt
Organism: Nothoprocta perdicaria
Lineage: Eukaryota; Metazoa; Chordata; Aves; Tinamiformes; Tinamidae
Product: androgen-induced gene 1 protein-like
Exons: 6
Coding region: 1-738 (245 amino acids)
Cellular component (GO): membrane; endomembrane system
Source: RefSeq, a predicted model, not a curated record